AGCGCCUCGCUGCCCCGGGAGGGGCUGCUGCCGCGUACGCAGUUUCCAUGGGGACUGAAGAUGGCGCCGCGAGGUAAACGAUUAUCCUCCACCCCUCUGGAGAUCCUGUUCUUCCUCAACGGGUGGUAUUAUGCUACCUAUUUCCUGCUGGAACUCUUCAUAUUCCUGUAUAAAGGUCUGUUGCUGCCAUACCCAACAGCCAACCUUGUACUGGAUAUGGUGAUGCUCCUCCUUUAUCUGGGAAUUGAAGUCAUUCGACUGUUUUUUGGUACAAAGGGAAACCUCUGCCAGCGGAAGAUGCCCCUUGGCAUUAGUGUGGCCUUGACCUUCCCAUCUGCCAUGCUGGCCUCCUACUACCUACUGCUACAGACCUACGUGCUCCGCCUGGAGGCCAUCAUGAACAGCGUCUUGCUCCUCUUCUGUGGCUCAGAGCUGCUGCUUGAGGUGCUCACCCUGGCCACUUUCUCCAGUAUGGACAGGAUCUGAGGCCGACAGCACACAUACUUCUGAUACUUUACACCUGUGGGAAGUGAUAUGUCAAGCUGGCCUUGGAAAGGUUGUGGAGCUUUUCUCCAGUACAUACACCAUCAGGCAACAAGCCCACCAAAGGCCAGUGAGCAGCAUCUUCUAAACCAAGAGCACCAGCCACACUCCAGUACAGGCUGGGCAACGUGGUCCCCACCCGGGGCCGUCUCAGAACCGUUUCCUGCUCACCUCUCUCCUUUGGAUGUCAUGGCCAAAGCAGCUGGUGUGGACCAUGUAUGCUCCCUGGGCUUUCGGCAGGCCUGACCCACAUGCCCUCAUGUAUGCUGAGCCACAUCUGUCUGGCAUGCACGUGGAAUGUCUCACGAAGGUGAUGGGAAAGCCCCCUGCCCCACUGCUCAGGGACACUGAGCUCCAGAACCUUUUUUAGUAGCUCAUAGUGUUAUUUUUCUAUUCUGAUCAUGAAGCGAACACUACUUUAUAAUAAAUAUGUAUUUUCUGUUG
Dipodomys spectabilis (banner-tailed kangaroo rat) is the source of this 987-nucleotide messenger RNA. RefSeq names its product transmembrane protein 216 (gene Tmem216). Lineage: Eukaryota; Metazoa; Chordata; Mammalia; Rodentia; Heteromyidae. Gene Ontology annotation, cellular component: ciliary transition zone. Gene Ontology annotation, biological process: non-motile cilium assembly. The transcript has 5 exons. Bases 61 to 486 code for a protein of 141 amino acids. The record is from RefSeq and is a predicted model, not a curated record.